CUUUUUUGGGGUGAGGUGAGGAAGAAAAGUUCAAAAUCGAAGAAAAUGGAGAAAGCGGCCGCGGCUGCUGACUGGGUGCUCACCGCAAACGCCAUCCAGUGGAACGGAUGGAAGCAACAAAAUCUCAGCCUCAACCCCCAAGGGAAUCCGUCGCUCAACGCUACAAACUCACCUGGCGAAUCCUUUUGAUCUCCAAUCUCGCCCUCGGAGCUUAUAUGUUUGUGAGGGCAAAAAAGAAGGAUGCCGGAAUAGGAGAUAGGAAAACUGUGUCAGAAAAUUCGUCUACUAUAAGUACGGCUGCUGUGGCGUCUGAGGAACCCCUGCUCCCACCACCAACGAUUGAGCCUAAGAAGGUGCACGAGCCCAUUCCUGACAAUCAGAAGCGCGAGCUUUUCAAGUGGAUUUUGGACGUGAAGAGAAAAGCUGAACCAAAGAAUCCUGAAGAAAAGAAGCAAAUUGAUGAAGAGAAGGCCAUUCUAAAACAGUUCAUUCGUGCAAAGUCCAUCCCCACAUUUUAAACAGCAGUUCUUUAUGGCAUUCUUUUUGUUCAUCACUGAAACAUUAUUUAGUGAGGGAGGGUUCUCUUUUCUCCUGUUGCUUUUUUGGCUGAUGGGAUUUUAUUUUUUUUGGGAAUCAAUGGCUUUGCCCUCUUUGAUCACUUGUAUUCAAUGAAGAUCCUGCCAAUAUAUUCAAUCAGAUCAUUUUCCUACUAA
Molecule: messenger RNA, 713 nt
Organism: Malania oleifera
Lineage: Eukaryota; Viridiplantae; Streptophyta; Magnoliopsida; Santalales; Ximeniaceae
Exons: 2
Coding region: 108-518 (136 amino acids)
Source: RefSeq, a predicted model, not a curated record